This is a messenger RNA of Pectinophora gossypiella (pink bollworm), 1209 nucleotides long. RefSeq lists its product as uncharacterized. Gene Ontology annotation, molecular function: nucleic acid binding. The transcript has 2 exons. The record is from RefSeq and is a predicted model, not a curated record. Gene Ontology annotation, biological process: DNA integration. Bases 1 to 1209 code for a protein of 402 amino acids. Lineage: Eukaryota; Metazoa; Arthropoda; Insecta; Lepidoptera; Gelechiidae.
AUGGACCAACUUGUACCCAAAUUCAAGAAAGCAGGGAUGUUUUCUAAACUGGAUAUUAAAGACGCCUUCCACCAGAUAGAGUUAAAAGAAGAGUCUAGGAAUAUUACAACCUUCAUCACUAGUCGAGGUCUUUACCGGUAUAAACGACUCAUGUUCGGUAUAUCCUGUGCGCCGGAACACUUCCAGAAGACUCUGGAAAGAAUACUGUUGCCUUGUGAUGGCGUCGUUAACUUCAUAGACGAUAUUAUAGUCUAUGGAGUAAAUGAUGUUGAACACAAUACUAGGCUCAAAAAAGUUCUUGAUGUCCUUACUCAAAACGAUAUUCUCUUGAAUAGAAACAAGUGUGUUUUUAAUGUCAAGACCAUACAAUUCUUAGGGCAUGAACUCUCUGCAAGCGGUAUAAAACCCCUUGAUAAGUAUGUUAAAGUUGUCGAGGAUUUCAGGGAACCAACUACUAUUGAAGAAGUUCAGAGCUUUUUGGGACUCAUCAACUACGUGAACAAAUGGAUUCCUGACAUGUCUACCAAAUCAGAACCGAUAAGAAGAUUGCUAACGUUAAAAUUAGAUAACGGCAAACAAUUCGUUAGCACCGAAUUUAAAUCCUUCUGUGACGAGAUGGGAAUCAAAAUCUACAAUACUACACCCUAUUCACCCCAACAAAACGGAGAGGUUGAAAGGCAGAAUAGGGAUAUCUUGAAAAGAAUUAAGAUAAGCCAAUCUGAGAAAUCGGACUGGUACAAAGACCUGUUGCUGUAUCUCACUAUGUACAGCACACCACAUUCAACCACAGGAAAAACACCAUCGGAGCUCUUCUUUGGAAGACUGUUCAGGGAUAAGAUACCAUGUAUAGCUGGAAUUGAAAAUCAGUUUGAUUUAGAAGUGAGAGACCAUGAUAAGAUAAUGAAAGAAAAGGGAAAGAUAAUUGCGGACAGGAAAAGGAAAGCAGAAGUUACAGAUAUAGGAAUAGGAGAAAAAUUAUACGUGAAGAACAUGGUAAAAGAAAACAAAUUAACUACCGAAUUCAACCCCGUGCCACAUACGGUUCUGAGCUCAAAGAGGAACGAAUGUAACGUAAGGAAUGACGAGACAGGACGGGAAUUCAGAAGGAACGUUAUACAUCUUAAGCGAGUGGAAGGAAACUGGAAGGUUUGUGAAAGUAAAGAUGAUACAUUGAGUACAGAUAACGAAGAGUUGAUGAUCCCAGAAUAA